Archocentrus centrarchus (flier cichlid) is the source of this 3376-nucleotide messenger RNA. It is a transcript of the gene snap47, whose product is annotated as synaptosome associated protein 47. Lineage: Eukaryota; Metazoa; Chordata; Actinopteri; Cichliformes; Cichlidae. The record is from RefSeq and is a predicted model, not a curated record. Gene Ontology annotation, biological process: exocytosis; synaptic vesicle fusion to presynaptic active zone membrane; synaptic vesicle priming. Gene Ontology annotation, cellular component: plasma membrane; SNARE complex. Bases 427 to 1707 code for a protein of 426 amino acids. The transcript has 5 exons. Gene Ontology annotation, molecular function: SNAP receptor activity; syntaxin binding.
UUUUCGUAACGGUUGGAAGCGCCGAAAUCGCCGCCACUAUAAUUACUUCACGUUACAAUCACAUUUUCGUGAUGCUGCUUUUUUUUUUUGACAGCAGAUUUUUUUUCCACCCCAAGUCGGACAGUAAAUACAGCCGUGCUCGCGUGUGACGUCACUUCCGCAACAAACAAUACACUUUCUCAGAGGUCUACGAGUAAACGUAAUGUCCAGCCCGGUGUUGACGAUUAAUGUGGUGUGGGACGCGUUUAAUUGCACCAAGAGGAUAUAAAACACGUUAAAAGGGUUGUAGCAUUAUAAUGACGCACGCGUAAUCCGGUCAGCUGGAUAGAGAGCUGAAGCUGCCAGUGUGAACGCCUCGACUGAGCUCAUCUUGCUGCCAGGAUUACACUCAGAAGAAAGUGAAUCUGUGUAUCUCCUUCCAUCAUAAUGAGCCGGGACGUUCCCAUCCACAGCUGGCCGGGCUCCUAUUACAUCAAUAGUGAGAAACGGUGGGAAAACGGAACCCUGUCUCUCACUAGAACCACGGUACGGUUCGUCUCCAACCAGAGCAAGGAGAGUCUUGCCAGCUUCCGUCUCUCGAGGAUCGUGGAGAUCAAGAUGGAGUCAUCUAGUUUCAUCUUCAGCACUCUCACAGUGCUUGAAGAAGGCAACGUGAAACACUGGUUUGGUUCCCUUAAGCCCAACAGGGUGGUGGUUUAUAAUGUGUUAGAGCAUUUCUGGAGAGAACGACUUCUUUCACCCAGCUCAGAGGCCCAGCGGGCUGAGUCUCAGCCCUCUAAGGGAAGAGAGCUGAUCAGCCUGGUGGCAGGGGCCCAGAAAAGACUGGAGGACACUGGCAGAGUCCUCAGCCAUCAGGGAGAGCAGUUUGACAAUAUGAUGCAGGGUCUGGAGAAGAUUGACUCUGACUUGGGCGUGGCUGACAAACUUCUGUCAGAACUGGAGUCUCCUUCCUGGUGGCCUUUUGGUAAGCUCCCCUGGAAGACCCAGCAGGAGGCCAAGGCUGAGGAUGCUGCAAGAGCUGCAGCUGCUGCUGCUGCUGCUUCAGCAGCCAGGGGGUCCAGUAGAAAUAAGGUGAUUGCAAGCAUCCCAGCAGUGGUGUCCAAAGGUGGAGACUCGGACUUGAAGCCUGGAUGUUUGUUGGUGCUAGUGUCCUCACUGGAGGUGCGAAACACAAACUGCCAGCUUCUUCACAGAUUUGAGCGAAAUGAAAUUGACGAAAUCAGGGUGCACAGCCCCUAUGAGAUUACUGUCAGACAACGUUUCAUUGGGAAACCAGAUAUAUGUUACAGGCUCCUGUCUGCCAAGAUGCCAGAGGCUUUGUCUCUGUUAGAGAUGCAGUACAAAAAGAAGAUCGAGUUCACAAGCGAAUACACAGCUUUUAAGACAACUCCAGUUUCAUCUCCAUGUGACACAGAAGGGAAAAGCUGUACUGAAGGUUUGCUGCAGACGUGCCAAGAGACAGAGCUCCCACUGGAGGUCCCGGCAGGAGAGCUGUCCCAGUUGCAGGUGCAUGUCCUCCAGCCAUCUGUCAGUCAGGCUGAGGCCCAGGAACUCAAACAGAUGCUCAUGCAGCUAAAGAACCUUGCCCUGGAGGCAGAGACAGAGCUGGAACGCCAGGAUGAAGCUCUGGAUGUCCUGACGAGCUCCACGGACCGGGCCACCAUGCACAUAGAGAAGCACACCUGUCGCAUGAAAAGACUGCUUUAGUGCUGAUGGUUAAAGAGACGCACGCGGCCUCAGUGUCCUGAGAAAUAUACUGUACACCUCCUCACUGUCCACACGCAGUUUGAGAAUCCUGAAAAACGCACAUCAGCAAGGACUUGUGUGAAGCCUCAAAAGUAAUUUUACUUGCAUUUGUUGGCCACUAAUUCAUGGGAAGUACAGCAAUGGCCACUUCAAACAAUAAAUCCCUGAAAUUUGCACUUUAGUAAUUAUAGCAUUAAAUAAGAGCACUUCUUUCUUUUAGUGAAAUUAAAUGACAUGCAGGCGCACACAUUUCUGUCACAUUUCCACAUGAGAAAACGUAAACUUUUUUUUCUAAAUUUUGUUGCAUCAAAUCUAAAUUGUCCCUCUUUUAUUUUUCUAUUGGAAACAAUCAAAACAUUUAAUGGGCCAGCUUUGUGGGGCAAGAUAAAUGCUCUUCCCCUGAAUGCACGUCUACCUGCUGUGGCUUCUAUUCUGACCUUUGCGUUUGGCUUUAAUAUUGUCAGCUACACAACAUUUUGAAAGGAGGUACUUUGAGAAAUAGGUGUUAGUAUAUAAUUCUAAUGGGCAGAAAAAAUAAUGUAGCCCUCACUAGGUUCAGCACCUGGCUGUGGGCCGGAUGGCUUUGCUCAGCCAAUUGAACUCAUUUAAAAUUUGUGGUGGGAAGCCAAUGAUAGAACUCGCCCACGUUAGUGCCCCAGUGAUUCAUCCUGAUUGGUCACGUCACGUGAGCGGGAGCUGGCGGGAAUUCCGCAGUGCAUGUCGUGCGUUCCCAGUGAAGUUGGCAGGUGAAAAAUAAGCAGACAAUUUCAUGUUUGCAGGUGAGACAGGCAGCAGUUUACACCCUCCACAUCUGCAGUGCAGAACAAAAUGGACAUCCAGAAAUGAAGAGAGAAUAUCCUGUACAUUUAUUCUGCAGUAACCAAUUUAAAACAAGCUGCAUGUUGUUUCCUUCAGUGUAAUAUAAGAGCUAAACCAUAUUUCAUUCUGUUAAUAAAAGUUUUCUAUCGAAUGAAAACUGACAGAUCUGAUCAGUGUGAUCACAGUAAUAUUUGGGUCUCUGAUAAUCAACUGCCAUUAUUUCCUUCUGUAACCAUCUCUGUCUUUCUCAGGUCCUGUGUAUCACUUAUCCCUUUUAGACACAGUUUCCCUGUGGCUUAGUGUUGCAUGCCCAAUAAUACUGCUUUGUAUCACAUUGACUGAAAAUGUUCCAUUAUUAUCAAUAUAUGACUGAAAACGGUAAAUGUGCAACAAGUUCUGUGAGCUUAAAACAGAAAACACUCCCACUCUCGGUUUUUAAACAGAAUGGACUUCAGAUCCACAUAUACUGUAUAUGCCUCAAUACUGUUCUAAACCUGUAUUAUCUGUAAAUGAUACAUGCAAUGUAAUUCUGUAAUGUUAUAGCAGUCUGUUAUCGCUGUGAAUGUGUAAUUAGACACUAGGUCAAUUUAAAUAUAUGUGCCUAGUUUAAAAAUAUUCUCAGUGUAUACUUUUCCUAUGAUAAUUAUCUUGACAUUGAUAAAACUAAACUGCUAGCUCUAAAUAUAAGGGAAAACCAUCUGCACUAUUCUACCAUUGCAAGCAUUGAAUGAAUUCCUUUCAUUACCUAGAAAGUCAUCACCAUUCUAGGUCUGGAAAGCAUAUAAUGUAAAUAAAACUGAAAUAAGUUAAA